GUCAUGGUAAGACCGUUGAUCAGUGCCACUUCAUUGUGCAAGCAGCUGUUCUCAUCAACAUUGCCAAUAAAGUUGGCUGAUCUCAGGAUGGUGCGCGCUGUAGAAAUUCACAAAACCGGACCUCCCGAUGUUUUAAAGCUUACAAACGACUACAAGAAGCCAAAAAUCGUCAGUGGACAGGUCCUCAUCCGACAGAUAAGUACUUCCGUAAAUCCAGUUGAUUACAAAGUACGGUCUGGGCGCGCCGAAAAACUGCCAAAGGUGUUGGGUGGCGAUGCAGCAGGGAUCAUAGCAGAGUCACUUUCAUCCAAGUGGAAGGAGGGCGAUCGUGUCUUUGCAUUGACCCCUGGGUUCCGCUGGGACACAGAUGAAUAUGGGUCAUAUGCAGAGUACACUGCCAGCCACGAAGACUGGCUGGCGCUUGUCCCAUCCACUCUUGCGCUAGACAUUGCAGGGGGUGUACCUUUGGUAGCCCUGACUGCAUUCCAGGCUCUGGAAUCUGGUGGGCUGCAGCCAGGGAAGGGGCGGGUGCUGGUGCAUGCUGGAGCUGGCGGCGUGGGCCACUUUGCAAUCCAGCUGGCCAAGGCGCACUGGAAGGCUUUUGUGGUCACCACAGGAUCCACCAAGAACCAGGAGUUCCUCAAGGAGCUGGGUGCGGAUGAGGUUGUCGACUACCAGACAGAGGACUUUGCAGCGAAGUACAAGGACAAGCCCUUUGACCUGGUCAUUGACGCAGUAGGAGGUGAUGUGGAAGACAGGAGCUACACUGUGCUUACAGAGACAGGCACUUAUCUGCACAUCUUCAGCACCCACACUGACCCAAAGAAGAUUGAGGCCGGGAAAGCCUGGACCGGCCGCAAGUAUGAGACAACUCUGGUUGUUCCAAAUGGUGAGCAGCUGCAGAUCGUCGCGGGCUACUUGGAGCAGGGAUCUGUGAAGCUGGUUGUGGACAAGAUCUUCCCGUUGGAGCAGAUCAGGGAAGCACAUGAAUACGCUGAAAACAAGCAAGGAAGGGGGAAGAUUGUGGUGCAGAUCUCCAAAGAGUGAACCUGCUCCCGCGAGACCAUCAGUGCUGACUUGAAUGUUUGCUGUACUGAAGUUAUGGACAUGCGUUCCACAUUCAACUCCAGUAUUAAUUGUGGUUGACGCUGUGGGUCAUCAGUAAACCUCAGACACUAAGAAUUGUAGUAGCUUUUCUUUCUGGUACAGAUUUGCAACCAGUUCUCGAUUGGGGCCCGACUGUCAGGCUGGUGCCAGCACUGUAGAAUUAACCAUAUGGCAUGCACUGGUUGGGCCCCGGCUGGCGAGGGGCAAGUGAAGUAUUGAGCACCGUGCCCACGAUCGAUUGGGUUUUACUAAGAUCUGGCGAAUC
Coccomyxa subellipsoidea C-169 is the source of this 1372-nucleotide messenger RNA. Its product is annotated as putative zinc-binding dehydrogenase. The record is from RefSeq and is a predicted model, not a curated record. Lineage: Eukaryota; Viridiplantae; Chlorophyta; Trebouxiophyceae; Coccomyxaceae. Bases 88 to 1047 code for a protein of 319 amino acids. The transcript has 12 exons. Gene Ontology annotation, molecular function: oxidoreductase activity. Gene Ontology annotation, cellular component: mitochondrion.